CCGGGUACCCUUGCCUCCAAAAGAGCGCGAGUGAGGAGUGAGGAAGGCAUGCCCCCACUGUAAAUCCUCCACGAAGAACUGAGGGCACUGCUGGAAUAGUGUGUAUGUGGUGGGGGGACGAGGAGGAGGAGGGGACCCCUUCCCUGCCUGUGUGGGAGUGUCAAAGGCAGCUGGAAGACUUGCCUGCCCUCCCUCCUUCCCCCACCAGCCCAAGGUCCCUGCGCUGUGGUUCUCAGCCCUGCCCAUAGAUUGGAUCGCCUGUCUUGUGGAGGGCCCGGGUGUGGUUUUUUCUUUUUAAGCUACCUAGGAGAUGCUGACAUGCAGCCAGGUGCCCUGCUCAGGACGUCUGCUGACACUGCCUGGCAGGCAGGACUGGGCUGCAGGCCAGGAGCUGGAAGGCUGGCCUUCCCUCAGGAGCAGGGGGAGCCCUCACCCUUCCUGGGCGGGCACUCCUCUCUCCCUGGGAUGUGGUUGGACAUGAACCUCAACUGCUUGCACCUGGGGCCCUUACAACACAGGCGUGGCCCAGGGCUCCGUCAUGACAGGCGCAGGUGGUUGUCACCUGGCUCUGUUAGCUCCCUUCCAACCCCCUUUCCACCCCUACCGCUGGGGUCCACAUAUCCCUGAAUUUUGGUUCUGAUUCAGAUACCAGAUGCUUUUACAGGUGAGCUGCCUGUGGGAAGGGAGUGAGGAAGAGGAAGUGCCUGGUUGCUUCUUGGCCAGGAGCUUCCAAGAGGGAAUGAAUAGAACAAGUCGCGACCGUCUUGGCAGAAGCGGGUCAGUCCCCUGUCGGGCCGACCCCAGGGGAGUAGGGGUUUGCAAUCCGCAGGGCACUAGGACCCAGCGGGCGCAGGGCAGCCCACGUGCUGCGUUCGCGCCGCCCCCGCUCCUGCCCUGCUCCGGCGCCGCUCCAUUGUCUGGGCGCUGCAGCCGCGAGCCGGGCGGCCGGGGGGUGGCGGCCGGAACCCUGCCGGCCGGGUCGGAACCGGCGCGGGAGAUGCCGGGCGGACCGCGGCCGCCUGAGCCCCCCGCCUAGCCCCCGCCUUCCGGGGGAGGAUGUGCGGCCGGAUGGCGAGGCGCGUGGCAGCGGCUCUCCGGGGGCCCUGCGGUCCCUGGCUCUGCCUCCUGGUGGCCCUCGCCUCGGACGUCAGGAGAGGAUGGAGCUCAGUUCAGCCCCUGCCAGCUCUGGAGCUGUCACCAUCUCUGCCCAUUCUCCCUCUUCAGUGGACUGCGACCAGGGCCUCCUGGACCCUAUAUACCUGCCGGCAGCCCUGGAGCUUCGGGAUGCCCCUGAGCAUUUCCGUGUGCAGCAGGUGGGCCACUACCCACCCACCAACUCUUCUCUGGGCUCCCGGUCUGAGACCUUUCUGCUCCUGCAGCCCUGGCCCAGGGCCCAGCCACUUCUCCGGGCCUCCUACCCACCCUUUGCCACUCAGCAGGUGGUCCCUCCUCGAGUCACUGAGCCCCACCAACAGCCAGUCCCGUGGGACGUACGGGCUGUGUCGGUGGAAGCCACCGUGACUCCAACAGAGCCCCACGCCCGCGUCCUCUUCCACCUCAAAGGGCAAGAUUGGCCGCCAGGGCCUGGCAGCCUGCCCUGUGCCCGGCUCCAUGCCACACACCCUGCAGGCACCGCUCACCGAGCCUGCCAUUUCCAGCCAUCUCUGGGCGCCUGUGUGGUGGAGCUGGAGUUCCCUUCGCACUGGUUCUCCCAGGGCUCCCCCACGCGGGCUGAGCUGGCCUACACGCUGGAGCCUGCGGCUGAGGGCCCUGGGGGCUGUGGCCCCGGCAGGGAGGAAGGCCCCGGGGAAGAGGCCCUCCCAGUGGGAGAUGUGGAGCUGCGCCCGGCAGCCCCCCCACAGUACCAGGAGGUGCCCCUGGAUGAGGCAGUGACCCUGCGGGUGCCCGAUGUGCCUGUGCGGCCCAGCCAGCUCUUCAGUGCCACCCUCCUGCUUCGGCACAACUUCACAGCCAAAGUUCUGACCCUGCGGAUCAAAGUGAAGAAGGGGCUGCAUGUGACAGCUGCACGCCCAGCCCAACCUGCCCUCUGGAGUGCCAAGCUGGACCGCUUCAAGGGCUCCAAGCACCACACCAGCCUCAUCACGUGCCACCGAACUGGGUCCACAGGGCCGGACUCCAGCAGCCCCCUUGAACUGUCCGAGUUCCUGUGGGUGGACUUCCUGGUGGAGAAUGGCACUAGUGGGGGCGUGGCCACCACUCGCCCUGUCACCUGGCAGCUGGAGUACCCAGGCCAGGCCCCCGAAGCAGAGAAGGACAAAAUGGUGUGGGAGAUCCUGGUGUCAGAGCGGGACGUAAGAGCCCUCAUCCCACUGGCCAAGGCCGAGGAGCUGGUGAACACAGCGCCACUGACUGGAGUGCCUCGGCGUGUCCCUGUGCGCCUUGUCACUGUGGACAGUGGGGGGGCUUUGGCGGAGGUGACAGAGCACAUCGGCUGUGAGUCGGCCAACACCCAGGCUCUGCAGGUGUCCGAGGCCUGCGAUGCUGUGUUUGUGGCUGGCAAGGAGAGCCGCGGUGCUCAGGGGGUGCGGGUGGACUUCUGGUGGCGCCGGCUGCGGGCCUCACUGCGGAUGACGGUGUGGGCCCCACUGCUUCCCCUGCGCAUCGAGCUGACCGACACCACCCUCGAGCAGGUCCGAGGCUGGAGGGUACCCAGCACAGCUGACGGGGUACCAGAGCCUGAGGCUGCCCCUGUGGCAGAGGAGUCAGAGAGGCGGUCCCGCAGCUGCCGCCUGCAGUACCAGCGCGCUGGCGUGCGCUUCCUUGUGCCCUUCGCGGCCCACCCGCUGGACGGCGGCCACCGCCUCACCCACUUGCUCGGCCCCGACUGGCUGCUGGACGUGUCCCACCUCGUGGUGCCACACGCCCGCGUGCAGGAUGUACGCGUGGCCUCUCUGGAGCGCGGCCAUGUCCUGGUGGGCCGGGAGCCUGGCGUCACCUCCAUUGAGGUGCGCUCCCCGCUGUCUGACUCCAUCCUGGGCGAGCAGGCGCUGACUGUGACGGAUGACAAGGUCUCGGUGCUGGAGCUGCAGGUGCAGCCCGUGAUGGGCAUCACACUGGCCCUGAGCCGGGGCACUGCCCACCCUGGGGAGGUCACAGCCACGUGCUGGGCACAGUCAGCCCCUCCCGCCCCAAAGCAGGAGGUGGCCCUCUCCCUGUGGCUGUCCUUCUCUGACCACACUCUGGCCCCUGCUGAGCUCUACGACCACCAGGACCUGGGACUGUCUAUCGUGACUGAGGAGCCUGGUGCCAUCCUGCCAGCCGAGGAGCAGGGUGCCCAGCUUGGGGUGGUGGUGAGUGGGGCAGGCGCCGAGGGGCUGCCCCUGCAUGUGGCUCUGCACGCACCUGAGCCUUGCCGCCGGGGCCGCCACCGUGUGCCCCUGGCCUCUGGCACUGCCUGGCUAGGGCUGCCCCCUGCUCCCACGCCGGCCCCUGCCCUGCCACCCAGCCCUCCUCGGAGCUCGGCAGCUACGGGCGCCAGCCUCGGUGGUGAACGGUGGGCGGCAGGCAGCGUGGGCGACCACGGGGGUGUGAGGGGCAAGUUCGAGCGGACAGAGGAGGCCGGGAAUGAGGAGGCAGAGGCUGUGGGGGGGGAGGAGGAGGAGGAGGAGGAGAUGGUCCCCGCCCCUCAGCAGGUCACUGAACUCGAGCUGGGCAUGUACGCCCUCCUGGGCGUCUUCUGUCUAGCCAUCCUCAUCUUCCUGGUUAACGGGGUGGUCUUCGUGCUGCGCUACCAGCGCAAGGAGCCUCCCGACGGUGCCACUGACCCUGCCUCUCCCCAGCCACACAACUGGGUCUGGCUGGGCACCGACCAGGAGGAGCUGAGCCGCCAGAUGGACCGGCAGCCCCCUGGCCCACCCAAGGGGGAAGGGGGCUGCCCCUGCGAGAGUGGGGGCAGGGGGGAGUUGGCCCAGGCACCUGCUGGGGGCACCACGAGCUCCUCGGGCACCCUGGCCAGGAAGGAAGCUGGGGGACGGCGGAAGCGGGUAGAGUUUGUGACGUUCGCGCCAGCUCCCCAAGCCCAGCUGCCCGAGGAGCCUGCAGGGGCCCCUGCUGUGCAGUCCAUCCUGGUGGCGGGCGAGGAGGACAUCCGCUGGGUGUGUGAGGACAUGGGGCUGAAGGACCCCGAGGAGCUGCGCAGCUACAUGGAGAGGAUCCGGGGCAGCUCCUGACCCCCGCCCGGCCUUGGCAGCCGCCCGCCCAGGCGGCCUGCUCUCUCCCUCUGGUGCCUCUUGGCCCAAGCCCCCUGCCUCGGCCCCUGCAAGGGCUCCCCCCUGGCCCCCCGGCCCUGCCCCUUGUCAUGGACCAUGGUUGUGAGGAAGGGCCCUGCCCCUUAUUUAUGGGAACAUUUCACCCUACUGUUGGGCACAGAAUAAACUGGGAAGGAAACCCCG
Messenger RNA from Manis pentadactyla (Chinese pangolin), 4412 nucleotides. RefSeq names its product transmembrane protein 132A (gene TMEM132A). The coding region runs from base 1158 to 4190 and encodes 1010 amino acids. The transcript is spliced from 11 exons. The record is from RefSeq and is a predicted model, not a curated record. NCBI's taxonomy places the organism in Eukaryota, Metazoa, Chordata, Mammalia, Pholidota, Manidae.